Messenger RNA from Eimeria mitis, 1275 nucleotides. RefSeq names its product signal recognition particle 54 kDa protein, putative. The transcript is spliced from 11 exons. Gene Ontology annotation, biological process: SRP-dependent cotranslational protein targeting to membrane; SRP-dependent cotranslational protein targeting to membrane, translocation. The record is from RefSeq and is a predicted model, not a curated record. Gene Ontology annotation, molecular function: GTPase activity; endoplasmic reticulum signal sequence receptor activity; GTP binding. Gene Ontology annotation, cellular component: cytosol; signal recognition particle, endoplasmic reticulum targeting. The coding region runs from base 1 to 1275 and encodes 424 amino acids. Lineage: Eukaryota; Apicomplexa; Conoidasida; Eucoccidiorida; Eimeriidae.
AUGGUGCUCGCGGAGCUGGGGCAGCAGAUUUCAGGGGCUCUAAGAAACCUCCAUACCGCCACAGUUGUCGAUGAGGCUGUAGUUACAGAAUGUGUGAAGACAGUAUGCAGGGCGCUGCUGCUGGCUGACGUGCAGAUGCGCAUGGUGCAGGAGUUCAGGCGGAAGGUGACGCAGCAGAUAAAUACUCAGAUUCGGCAGCAAAGCAGCAGCAGCCAUACCGCCACAGUUGUCGAUGAGGCUGUAGUUACAGAAUGUGUGAAGACAGUAUGCAGGGCGCUGCUGCUGGCUGACGUGCAGAUGCGCAUGGUGCAGGAGUUCAGGCGGAAGGUGACGCAGCAGAUAAAUACUCAGAUUCGGCAGCAAAGCACCAGCAGCAGCAGCAGCAGCAGCAGCAGCAGCAGCAGCAAGAGGAAAGGAGCAGCUGCAAAGGGCGCUGACAAUGCCACCGGUGCAGGGGCACCGGGGGCCCCGCAGGGGGACGUCAUGGCUGAGGUGUAUAUGCAGGCAGCAGCAGCAGGCGUCAACACUCGCCGCAUCAUACAAAAGUGCGUGGUGAACGAGCUGGUGGCGCUGCUGACCCCGGCGAAGAGCCCGAGGCCCCUGAAGCGGGGGGCCUCCAACGUGGUGAUGUUUGUUGGCCUGCAGGGCUCAGGCAAAACCACCACAUGCACCAAGUUUGCUCUCUACUAUCAACGCAAAGGCUGGCGUACGGCUCUGGUCUGCGCUGACACCUUCAGAGCUGGCGCCUUCGACCAGCUUAAGCAAAACGCAACCAAGGCGAGAAUCCCCUUCUUUGGGAGAGCUGGCGCCUUCGACCAGCUGAAGCAAAACGCAACGAAAAGCUACACAGAGGCUGACCCUGUGAAGAUAGCUGAAGAGGGUGUGCAGCAAUUCAGAGACGAAAGAUACGAUUUAAUUAUAGUAGAUACAUCAGGCAGACACCGACAAGAAGCAGCGUUGUUUGAGGAAAUGCAACAAGUUGCAGAGGCUGUGAACCCUGACGACAUAGUGUUUGUGGUGGAUUCACAUAUAGGCCAGGCCUGCUACGAUCAGGCUGCAGCCUUUGCUGCGAGUGUUCCCGUUGGUAGUGUAAUUAUAACGAAGCUAGACGGGCACGCAAAGGGUGGUGGUGCUCUCUCAGCAGUUGCUGCAACUGGGGCCCCGAUAAUAUUUUUAGGUAGCGGCGAGCACUUCGAUGAUUUUGAUCCUUUUGACGCCAACUCUUUCAUCUCGCGUCUCCUUGGUGAUGAGUAUGAUACCGGGGUUAGGUUCUAA